AAGGCAAUUGAAACCAACCCUAAGCUCUUUUUAUCUCCGCCCUAAAGGUAGCCCCGAUUAUUGGUGACUUAAGCAUCGGAGUGUCUACCCCGAGUUCCACCUCGGGUCAUCUCGGAGUACAAGUACGGAUUGAAGAGAGGCUUCAGGAACAUAAUCUUUAUCAUAUAAUGAGAGGACGUGAAGGACCUUUUCCUGAGGAGGAGAUUCGGAGCUUUAUGUCACAGAUGCUGCAAGGACUUGCUCACAUGCACAGAAAUGGAUAUUUUCACCGGGAUUUAAAACCUGAGAACUUGCUGGUCACAAAUGAUGUUCUUAAAAUUGCUGACUUUGGGCUGGCUAGAGAAGUAUCAUCAAUGCCUCCUUAUACUGAAUAUGUUUCUACACGGUGGUAUCGUGCUCCAGAAGUCUUGUUGCAGUCCUCUUCUUAUACCCCUGCAAUUGAUAUGUGGGCUGUUGGUGCAAUAUUAGCUGAACUUUUCACUUCAACCCCCAUUUUCCCUGGUGAAAGUGAAAUAGAUCAACUCUAUAAAAUAUGCUGUGUUCUGGGAGCACCAGAUUGGCAUUCUUUCCCUGAAGCAACAAAUAUUUCUUGUCUAGUCAAUAUUCCAUAUUCAGAAAUCUUGCCCACAAAUUUAUCUGACAUCAUUCCAAAUGCUAGUUAUAGAGCUAUUGAUUUAAUCAUGGUGGGUAUUCUAGGUGGCUACAUGGGUUCCUUACCACUCCAUGAUCCACUGGAGCUGAGUCUUAAUAAUAUAGGAGACAAGCCAAAUCUGGAGUUGAAUCUAUGGGACUCAGGCAGUGAACCUGAUGACUGUUUUCUUGGCCUGACCCUGGCAGUGAAGCCUAGUGUUUCAAACCUGGAAGUACCUGAUGUUAAAUUAUCCUCCGCAGAGGUGGUUGGCGGUGUAUCUCAAGGUAUGGGAGAGGAUAUACUGUUUUGUCCUAGUGUGAAAGAUCAUCCAGAACGAAUCAGGUAAUUCUUGCUUCCCUGCAUACUGUUUGGGAUUCAAGCCUUAUAGAAUAGUUAAAAAGCAAUUGUAAAAUGUGAUCACAGCCAGUGAAGUAGUAUGUUAUCUGAACUUAAAGCUGUAACAUGCUUUAUUUGUGGAAAAAGUUACAUGCUUCAUUUGUCAUUCUGAAGUCCCAGUCAUAUCAAUUUUUUUCUGAGAAAAGAGAAGAAAUUUGCCUUUUCAGCUAAUAGAUUGUAGUUUUUUGCCUUUCAGUUUUCUGGUCGCUACUUUCUCCUGAUCAAAAUAAAUUCAAAUGCCAGAUGAAUCUCCUGUGUCAAUCUCAUUCAGGUAAGGUUCUAAGUUCCUGCAAUCUCAGCUUAUGGUAAAACUGGUUUGUGUGUGACAACAGUGGAGAGACUGAUAUGGUCUAAUGAUCGGUAGUUACCAACAGGAAUAUAUCUUUCAACUCUGGCAUGAUAUAAUGUGAUUUAUUAGCAGUAGAAUCCAAAUUGCCAUUUAUAUUGUUUAAAGUUCUCUUUCUUUUGUCUUCUAGUUUCAUUGAUACAGCUUGACAUGACAUCUGCUUUUCCUGUUAAAAAUUUCCUUCCCAGCUCAAUUCAGCAUCCAUCUAUCAGAGUUCCUCAGUCAACUGGUUUUACAAUUGCAUCAUUGCAGCCCAAUAUUUUGGAACAUCAAUUAUUGGCCCUCUCAUCCACCUUCCAGCACAGUAAUUGCCUCUGAUUGAGUUGUUAGACUACUCUAAUAAGGAGUGUUUAUAGUAAGCAUUUGUAAUUUAUUCUUUUUUUCUUUUUGUAAAGUUCUAUUGGCUUCUAUUGCUGCCUGAUGUAGCUAUUAGCAUUUGCAUCACAGAAUCUGUCCGGGGAAUAUAGACUCGAAAGUGGA
This is a messenger RNA of Rubroshorea leprosula, 1853 nucleotides long. The record is from the annotation of a GenBank genome assembly. NCBI's taxonomy places the organism in Eukaryota, Viridiplantae, Streptophyta, Magnoliopsida, Malvales, Dipterocarpaceae.